AUGACCGAGGAGUGUGCAAACCCCCUGCUACUGGGUUGGAUCAAAGAAUGGCUCGACCAGGCCCGCGAGCGGAACAGCAAAGGCGUGACUGUGUACAAAAAGGCCUAUGAGUCGAUGAAAGCAUGUCCAUUGCCCUUUGAGCAUCCGUCUCAGGCUCAGCAGUUGAAUGGACUGGGACCUAAGCUGUGUGAUCGCCUGACGGAUAAACUCAAGGCUCACUGCCAAGAGAAUGGACUUCCUAUGCCCGAGCCCCCUGGUCAAGCCAACAAAAGAACGUCCGACACCAGUGUCGCAGACCAGCCCGCCAAGAAGCCUCGCAAAGUAAAACCAUACGUGCCAGCUCUGCGCUCUGGCCCGUAUGCGCUUCUUUUGGGUCUGGCUACUUUGGGAGAGAAUUCAUCUCAGGGCAUGACAAAAGCCCAUUUAAUUGAAGUGGCACAGCCUUACUGUGACAGUUCGUUCACAGCGCCCACAGAUCCCACUAAAUUCUACACUGCGUGGAAUUCUAUGAAGACUUUGAUUCAGAAAGACUUGGUCUAUGAACAUGGUCGCCCCCUCAGGAAAUAUGCUCUCUCCGAGGAUGGCUGGGAGGUUGCCAAACGGAUCCAGAAGACUCUUCCCGGGUUGGCUGAAAACAUGAUGGCUUUUCCUGGCGGCGAUCCUCGAGGUCAACCACCACGGUCAGUUCAAAACACCGAUCCCUCGACUCUGGAUGAUGAUGAAGAUGCCGAUUUUGAGGAUAGCAACCCUCUGGGUCGGUUUGCCAACACUGAAGGCCCCGCAGAACCAAUCAUCCUCCCUCCGAACAGUUUCACUGUCGAAUUGGUGCUAGACACUCGAGAAGUGCGCACCUCGACAGACAGAGAUUACAUCGCCAAUGAGCUCAUGAAACAGAACAUCACUCCUCAGGUGCGUGCUCUAGAAUUGGGCGACGCAAUGUGGGUUGCCAAAUGCCGAGAUCCCGCAUUUCUUAGACGUCACGGCGAGGAAGGUGAUGAGGUGAUGUUGGACUGGAUUAUUGAACGAAAGCGUCUCGACGAUCUGAUCGGGUCUAUCAAAGAUGGUCGAUUUCACGAACAGAAAUUCCGUCUGCGCCGCUCAGGCAUCAAAAAUGUCAUCUACUUAGUCGAGGAAUUCUCGGUCACCCACCCCGAUUCAGGGAACGGGAGCGCAUUGAAAUACCAAGAGAUGGUCGCCUCGGCUAUAGCCUCAACCCAGGUAGUCAAUGGGUACUUCAUGAAGAAAACGAAGAACCUGGACGACUCCAUCCGGUAUCUGGCGCGCAUGACCCUCCUUCUGCGGAAGAUGUACGGCGCACUUGACUCCUCCAUAUCAAGUGGAGACCAACCGGCCAGCUCGUCAAGGGUUGCCUUCAUUCCCAGUCGGCGCCUCUCUUCCACCCAAUCCUACCUCACUCUCCUGGACGACCUUCGUGCAAAGGAUGCAUCCCUCACCUACGGUGUCACAUUCUCCACGUUCUCCGCCCUCACUUCCAAAUCUGAUGUGCUUUCUUUACGUGAUAUCUUUUUGAAGAUGCUUAUGUGCACGCGUGGUAUCACGGGUGAGAAAGCACUUGAAAUUCAGCGCCGAUGGCAAACGCCUCGGGAACUGGUCGAGGCAUACAUGGCUUUAGAGCCGAAAGACCGAGAAACACUGAUCUCAGACAAGCUACAAUCACUUGUUGGACGAAAGAAGGUCCAAAGGGCUCUUAGUAAAAAGGUCGCAGAGGUUUGGGGAGAGGGAGGAUAA
Molecule: messenger RNA, 1749 nt
Organism: Penicillium cinerascens
Lineage: Eukaryota; Fungi; Ascomycota; Eurotiomycetes; Eurotiales; Aspergillaceae
Product: crossover junction endonuclease MUS81
Exons: 3
Coding region: 1-1749 (582 amino acids)
Biological process (GO): resolution of meiotic recombination intermediates; DNA catabolic process; double-strand break repair via break-induced replication
Cellular component (GO): Holliday junction resolvase complex; nucleus
Molecular function (GO): crossover junction DNA endonuclease activity; 3'-flap endonuclease activity; DNA binding
Source: RefSeq, a predicted model, not a curated record